CACUUCCGGCUCUGCCCAGGCUCUGCGGCCAUUGUCCAGCCCCCGUGCAGCUGAGACCGCCUUGGGCGGCCCAAAAGCAGAUCAGAGUCGGAGAGAAUCGAGCCUGCAGCGGGGGGCGGGAAGAGCCGGCCCAAGGCCCUGGGUUGGCCGGAGGUCGCAAAUCCGGACCCCUCCUCCGCCCCCGAACGUGGUGAUUCCGAGAGCGCGGAUCCGGGCGGCACCUCUGACGGGUUUGGCGGGUGUCUGCCGGGCCUCGCCCAUCACCCUGCGGGUGGGACUGGGCGUGGCCGGAGCCCCUGUCCGGGACCCGGGCCUUGGCGAGGCAGGAAUGGCCCCGAGACCGCCGACGGCUGCGCCUCAGGAAUCAGUGACGUUCAAAGAUGUGUCUGUGGACUUCACCCAGGAAGAAUGGCACCACAUCGACCCUGCUCAGAGGAGAUUAUACAGGGAUGUGAUGCUGGAGAACUACAGCCACCUGGUUUCUGUUGGAUAUCAAGUUUCCAAGCCAGAUGUGAUCUUCAAAUUGGAGCAAGGAGAAGAGCCAUGGAUAUCAGAGGGAGAAAUCCAAAGACCUUUCUGUCCAGACUGGAAGACCAGGCCUGAAGCUAAAUCAUCAUAUCUGCAGCAGAAUGUAUCAGAAGUACCCCAUAGCACAGAUAAUCUCUCACAUGCCACAUUAGAAGACUCCUGGGACGUUGACAGCCAGUUAGUGAGGCACCAGGAAAACUGGAAGAGACAUCUGGGGCCAGAGGCACCCACCCAGAAGAAAAUAAUCACACCACAAGAAAGUUUUGAGCAGAAUAAAUUUGGGGAAAACUCUAGAUUGAACACAGACAUGGUUACACAACUGAACAUUCCUUUUAGACUAGGACUUAGUGAAUGUGAGACACUUGGAAGCAAUUUGGGACAUAAUUCAGACUUACUUAAUCAGAGCAAUAUCCUUACAAAAAAGAAACCUUUUAAAUGUAAUAAAUGUAGAAAAGCCUUUAUUCAUAGAUCAUCACUUACUAAACAUGAGAAAACUCACAAAGGAGAGGGAGCUUUCCCCAAUGGUACAGAUCAGGGAAUUUAUCCUGGAAAGAAACACCAUGAAUGUACUGACUGUGGGAAAACCUUCCUUUGGAAGACACAGCUUACUGAGCAUCAGAGAAUUCACACUGGGGAGAAACCCUUUGAAUGUAAUGUGUGUGGAAAGGCCUUCAGGCAUAGCUCAUCCCUUGGUCAACAUGAGAAUGCUCAUACGGGAGAGAAACCCUAUCAAUGUAGUCUCUGUGGUAAAGCCUUCCAGCGUAGCUCCUCCCUUGUUCAACACCAGAGAAUUCACACCGGAGAGAAGCCCUAUCGAUGUAAUCUAUGUGGGAGGUCCUUUAGGCAUGGCACAUCCCUCACUCAACACGAGGUCACACAUAGUGGAGAGAAGCCCUUCCAAUGUAAAGAAUGUGGGAAAGCCUUCAGUCGUUGUUCUUCCCUAGUCCAACAUGAGAGGACUCAUACUGGCGAGAAACCUUUUGAAUGUAGCAUAUGUGGGAGGGCUUUUGGUCAGAGCCCAUCCCUUUAUAAACAUAUGAGGAUUCAUAAGAGGGGCAAACCUUACCAAAGCAAUAACUAUAGCAUAGAUUUCAAGCAUAGCUUAUCUCUUACACAAGAUGAAAGCACUCUAACUGAAGUGAAAUCCUAUCAUUGUAAUGACUGUGGGGAAGACUUUAGUCACAUUACAGACUUUACUGACCAUCAGAGGAUUCAUUCUGGAGAGAACCCCUAUGACUGUGAGCAGGCCUUUAGUCAACAACCUAUUUCUCAUCCUGGGGAGAAACCAUAUCAGUGUAAUGUAUGUGGAAAAGCUUUCAAAAGGAGUACAAGUUUCAUAGAGCAUCACAGAAUUCAUACUGGAGAAAAACCCUAUGAAUGUAAUGAGUGUGGAGAAGCCUUCAGUCGACGCUCAUCGCUUACUCAGCAUGAGAGAACCCACACUGGAGAGAAACCCUAUGAAUGUAUAGACUGUGGAAAAGCCUUCAGUCAAAGUUCAUCUCUUAUUCAGCAUGAGAGAACUCAUACCGGAGAGAAACCCUAUGAAUGUAAUGAAUGUGGACGAGCCUUCCGAAAGAAAACCAACCUGCAUGAUCAUCAGAGAAUUCAUACUGGAGAAAAACCCUAUUCUUGUAAGGAAUGUGGGAAAAACUUUAGCCGAAGCUCAGCUCUUACUAAACACCAGAGGAUUCAUGCACGAAAUAAACUUUAGAAACCCUGAAAUUGAAUGUGCAGAACACUUUAGCUAAAAUACUGUUCUGAUUCAGUAUCAGGAUUCUUACUAGAGAGGAAGCUUGAGAAUAUGAUGAAUCAUGUGUGUUUUUAUGUUGUGUGUGGAGAAAACUGUGCCAGUCAACAGAAUUUUGUUUAAUAAAUAAAAGCCACAUUCUCAGAUCUAAUCACAGACUGUUGUAAAACAACUACAAACACCAUAUGUAGCCAGUUGGAAAUGAUAUGCCUAUAUAUUGGACUUUAUAAAGCUUCUAAAUAUAUGCAGGAGAUCACCAAGUUUCAACAGCUUGACUUGUAACUCCCACUGUUGACAGCCUUUUAAAAACAUAAAACUCCUGCUAUAAUAACUGACUCUUAUUUUAAAAUUGUUUGACAACUGCACUCAACUGCAGCUCUUACAUUAACUUCACCAUGGAAACUAAUUCCACCUCCAGGAAUUCACCAUUCGAAGAAUUAGGUCAACUAGCUCAACCACUUCAUUGUACAGAUGAAGAUACUGAAAACCAAAGAUGUGAAGUGGUUUGCACAGUAUGAUACAACCUAAAUGGCAAAGCUGGGUUGAGAAUUCAGGUUUCCUGGAUCUUUGGCUCCAUGGCCUUGCCACUAAAAAGGUAUUUUGGAAUUCAGAGGGCUUUAAAAUAAUUUUUUUUUGAGACAGAGUCUUGCUCUGUUGCCCUGGGUAGAGUGCAGUGGCGUCAUUGUAGCAACUUCUUACAAGCUUACAACCAAAAAACAAACUGUAGAUAGUUGAACUACUGGUGACAUUUUCCCUUUUCCCAGUUGUAAUUAUUCUUCCAGCUAACAUGUCAGUUUCAUAGAACUAAUAAAUCCUUUUAUUGUGCUUUUUGUGGCAUACCCAUGAAAAAGCACUUCCCCAAACUUCCUGUAUCAGAUCAGUGGGAAAAUGACACAAAACUAAGAGAAAUUUUUCCCGGUUAAUUUUACUGUAGAGAAGUAUAAGUCCAGUUACCCAUUGCCAUAAAGUUUGUCUUUGACUCAGAGAAACACUAUGUACUGGCUCAUUUUGUGUGAAAAGGUAAUAUUUCACCAUUAAAAAAAAAGUGAACUUAUUUUAGCUCUGUGGUGCCUUUGCAUCAGUAAAGCAUGAGCUAAGCUUAAGUGGCCUGCUCUAUCCCCUAAUGGCCUAUCCUAAAGGAAUUUCCAGAACCUUUGUUGAUUCAUCACAGAGCAGAGAAAUUUGGAAGCAAUUGUGGACACUGGCCCCUUUCACACAAGAGCCUCUCCCUUCAAGAUAGGCAAAUUUUUCCAUCCCUAAUUAUGAAUCAUGGGGUGAAAUGAUGUCGCUAGUGUUGAUGGUGAACCUUACCUACUGGCUUCUUUUUGUGCCAGAUAGCAGCAUCCAUCACCCUUCUCUCAUCCUGGAUGGCAUGAGGCAGCUCUUAAGCGUUCUUCAUCCUUUGCAGGGAAAAAUGUGCAUGGGGGCUGAAAUGUCUGUGCCGACCAAUGAGUCUAUCACCUGUGAAGUACAAUGGGCUAUUCCAUAGCAUAUCUGCCCUUCUGAGAUGUUAACCACUAAAAAAAAAAAACUUUGUUUAUGAUACUCCAUGCUUAGCUCUCACACAAUGCCGAGACCAUGCUUGUGUUGUCUGAUAUGUAGUUGACAAUGGGUAAUUCUACUCAGACCCUCCCCUACUGAUUGGCUGGGAUGCAUGUCAGGAUCUUAUUUUGCUGCUGGUUGUUUGGGGGGUUCCCAUAGUGGCCUACUUGCAGGAAUGGCAUGAAUUGUAACCAACUGAGUGCUGCUCUGCUCCAUUGUUAUGGAGGUUUAUAAAAACUUAGGUCUAGAAGACCUAAAGGAGACCACUCAUGUGUGUUUGGGGUCUGGCCUGGAUCCAGCCACUACUCUGAAUUUCAGCACAUCUUCACUGACAGGGAGCGAGCCCAGGAUGUAUGUGUAGCUGAUUGAGCAGAGGGCUUUCCUAGUCCCAGCAGCCAUGCACCGUACACUUAUACAUAGCCUUUCAGAGCUACAGGAAACACAUCCUUGUAACAUCAUUGUAUUCUUUCAAUAAAUAGCCUUCUGAGUUGA
Messenger RNA from Lemur catta (Ring-tailed lemur), 4309 nucleotides. RefSeq names its product ZFP90 zinc finger protein (gene ZFP90). The record is from RefSeq and is a predicted model, not a curated record. Gene Ontology annotation, molecular function: RNA polymerase II cis-regulatory region sequence-specific DNA binding; DNA-binding transcription activator activity, RNA polymerase II-specific. The coding region runs from base 329 to 2239 and encodes 636 amino acids. Gene Ontology annotation, biological process: regulation of transcription by RNA polymerase II. NCBI's taxonomy places the organism in Eukaryota, Metazoa, Chordata, Mammalia, Primates, Lemuridae. Gene Ontology annotation, cellular component: nucleus. The transcript is spliced from 5 exons.